GAGGUAGUGGUCCGCGCCCCACAGCCGCGACAACUCGAAACGCGUGUCGUUGUCGCGCUGCUUUCGGUGUCUGUCUCCUUUGCUCCCUCUCGCCACAGAGGAGCUUCCGUUUGACAGAAAAGUCGCGAGGCACGUACGUCUACGCGAACCACUGAAUCCGAGCGAAUCAAAGUUUCCGAACAGGAGCCACCCUCAGGGUGUUGGGGUGGUGAAUACUCUUCUCCCCGGCGGAAAGAUAGAAGAGCGCGCGAUUCGGAUAAGAAAACGGGUCCGCGAUUUGAAUCCGCGAGGUGGCAAGGACAGGGGUGCGAGACGAAACCGGAAAAGGGAACGUCUUCGUUGACAGUGUGAUCGUUGUCAUUCAGGAUUUGAAGUUACGCUCGGCGGAAAGCCGUCGUCGGUAUACCGGUGCGUAGUGCGCCCGUGACAGGGCUAGUUCCGAACACCUAAACCCGGCGAAAGCAGACAGUGAACAUAUCCGUCGAGUGUCGUGGUUUUGUUCUUUUCUAUCGACUUGGACGGUUGAUCAGACUGCGAUCGGUCUGCAGAAAGGGGCGAAUCCCGAUUUCCCAGCGGGUAUCACAGGUGCUAGGAGUUGCGGGGGUGGUGCCGAUUAUUCUUUUGCUCCUAUACUCGACGAUUAACAGCUUCCUGGGAGAGAGACAUCUCGGAAUAUUCACACCUGGAACGCGUGGUGUCAACACUCAUGCUCUGGUAACAGCGUGAACGUACUGCGAGCGGAGCGGACAAGAGGCAGAACGAUGUGGCGUGUACUGGUCGUCACGGUGUUGCUCGCGGCCACGUCGGCGGGCGACAAGGUGGCAGUUUUGCCCCACGAUAUUUACCCAGGCUACGAAGUAACGCAAUUCGGCACGAAACGGCCGUCAAGUUUUCGCCUGAUGGAGAACGAGUACUCGAAAUUCUUCACCGUGUUGGGCAACGGUCUUGUGAUGACCACGUCCGACUUAACUCCGUUAAUGGACCGGCGCGUGAAUCUGAUCAUUCUCGAGGACCUAGCCAACGGCACCGAAACUCAUUUCCUUCAUAUCUACGUGAUUAAUCGCAGGAACAUGAUCACCGUCACCCACGAUUAUCUCGGUGAGGGUGAGGUGUUCGAGAACUCUGCGGUGGGCACUUUGAUCGACGGUUUUCCCGUUGUGCGCGCUAGAGGAAGUUUCCCGAUCCAUUACAGCAUUGCGCCGGACGAGACCGGAGAACGAGCGUUUGCCCUCAAAGAGGAAGACUCCGAUCGUACUGGCUUCAAUUUGACGUUGAACAACCAGAGGGUGGGCGUCCGAGUGGUCACCGCGAAGCCCCUGGAUCGGGAAGCUAAGAAGCUCUACACGGUCUCCAUACACGCUUCCGACGGGAAUUUCCUAAGCACCUCGCAGAUCACGGGUCUGGUGCGCGUUCUCGACGAGAACGACAACCGGCCGGUCUUCGAGAAGGAAUUGUACACGUUUGAGAUCAGACCCACCCACGUGGACUCCAUUGACCAGAACUCGGUCGCUUUGCCCGGUUGGGAGCGUUUCUCGACUGUGGGCAAGGUCGUCGCCAAGGAUGCCGAUGGCGACAAGGUCGCGUACACUUUGCUCACGCCCAGCAAGUUGCUGGUCAUCGUUCCGCAAACUGGUGAACUCCUAUUGACCGGUGAGCCGGACAUCACCAUGGACGAGAACACUGAGUGCACGGUGAUCGUGGAUGCUCACGACGUCCGUAGCCUGAGCCGAACGGCCGAGAAACCUACCAAAGUUCUUAUCAGAUUCGUCACCUUGGAGACCAAAGAGGUGCAGACUCAUCGGAUAGAGAAGCGGAGAGUAACCAGAGCCGUCAGGCCGACCAAGAAGGUGGAGUUCACCGAGGCGGACGGAAACGUGGAAGGGAAGAUAGCGUUCUAUUUGGAGAAGGAGAACGAGAAUGAGACUUACAAGAUCAGGGAUGAGAACAAGUGGGUCAACGUAGAAGCUAAUGGGUCUGUCACCGUGAAGCAGAAAUGGGAUUACGAGGAAUUGGGAUCGGAAAAGAAUAUUGAUUUUUGGGUGACCAUUACGAAUACAGAACGGUGUUUACGGUAUCCACCGUAUACUCGGUGUCCAUUUCACGACACGGACAAUCAGCGUGUCAUUAUCAAUAUGAAGGACGUUAACGAUGAGCCGCCGUACUUCAUAAAUCGGCCCCUGCCAAUGCAAACGGUGGUGCAGUUGAACGCACCACCAAAUACACACGUGUUUACCCUUCAAGCACGGGAUCCUGACACUGACAGCAAUAUUCAUUACUUCAUCGUUCGCGACCGCACUGGAGGCCGUUUCGAGGUAGACGAACGAUCAGGCGUUGUACGCACCCGAGGGACCGAUUUGUUUCAGUUGGACAUGGAAUACGUUCUGUAUGUGAAAGCGGAGGAUCAGAACGGCCGUAUAGACGAGAAGCAUUUACAGUCAACUCCUGAGGAGCGGUUAUCGAUCGUAGGUGGAAAACGCGCACCACAGUUCUAUAUGACGGCAUACGAGGCCGAAAUACCGGAAAACCAAAAGAAAGACUCCGACAUCAUAUCGGUCAAAGCAAAAUCAUUUGCUGAUCGCGAGAUACGGUACACUUUGAAGGCUCAAGGUCAAGGUGCAGCAGGAACAUUCAAUAUCGGCGCGAAUUCUGGCAUUGUGAAGCUCGCUAAGGAACUAGACUUCGAAGAUUUUCGUCAAACUCAUAUUUAUUCUCUCGUGGUGACAGCUACAGAAGAUUCUGGAGGUUUCUCCACGUCAGUCGAGUUGACCAUUCGAGUGUCAGAUGUGAAUGACAACGCGCCCAAAUUCGAGUUACCUGAUUACCAGGCGCACAAUGUGGACGAGGACAUAUCGUUGGGAACAAGUAUACUGAAAGUGAAUGCAACCGAUGCUGAUUCCGGCGCUAACGCGGAAAUAGAGUAUCUGGUGUCGGACGAUCACUUCAGCGUUGACUCGAACGGGAUCAUUGUUAAUAACAAGCAGCUUGACGCAGACAAUAAUAAUGCUUACUACGAAUUUAUUGUUACUGCCAGAGACAAAGGUGAGCCACCAAAGACAGGUACAGCAACAGUACGUAUUUACACGAAGAACAAAAACGACGAGGAACCAAAGUUCUCUCAACAAGUGUAUACGCCAAACGUGGACGAGAACGCUGGACCCAACACACUCGUCACGACUGUGGUCGCUUCAGACAAGGAUGGUGAUAAUGUGCGCUUCCGAUUCGUCGGCGGUAACACCACGUCUGGUCAAUUCGUGAUUGAAGAAAUCACUGGUGUAAUCCGACUUCACGGGAAGAACAUCACUUUGGACAGGGAUAAAUACGAAUUGAAUGUAACAGCCCUUGACGAUGGUGCUUGUUGUCCAAAUGGAGAAUUGACCACGCACACAAGCACGGCUGUCGUCGUGGUCUUCAUCACGGACGUUAACGAUAACAAACCAGUUUUCAAAGAUUGCAGCAAGUAUAAUCCGAAAGUCGAGGAAGGCUCGCCAAACGGAAGCAAUGUGAUCAAGGUUCAAGCUACCGAUGAGGACAAGGGUGUGAAUGGUCAAGUAAAAUAUUCGAUUGUUCAACAACCUAAUCAAAAGGGGACGAAGUUUACUGUUGACGAAGAAACUGGUCAAGUUUUGACAAAUAAGGUAUUUGAUCGUGAAGGAGACGAUGGGAAAUUUGUAUCUGUUACCGUUAAAGCGACAGAUCAAGGUGAACCCUCGUUGGAAGGAGUUUGCUCUUUCACUGUUGAGAUCACUGAUGUCAAUGACAACCCACCACUGUUCGAUCGUCAGCGAUACAUUGAAAACGUGAAACAGGACGCGAGUAUUGGUACAAACAUUCUAAGAGUGUCGGCAUCGGACGAAGAUGCCGACAAUAAUGGCGCUAUAACAUACUCGUUAAGCUCGCCUAACAAUGAUCAAGGCUUGGAGUACUUUGAGAUCCAACCAGAGUCUGGUUGGAUCGUAUUAAAGAAGCCCCUAGACGAGCAGCGUGAGAUGUACAAGCUGGAAGCGAUGGCUCAAGACAAGGGUUUCCCGCCCUUGUCGCGAACGGUGGAGGUUCAGAUUGACGUUGUGGACCGUGCGAAUAAUCCGCCCAUAUGGGACCACAUAGUGUAUGGCCCGACCUACUGUAAAGAGAACGUGUCCGUUGGGGCUAAAGUUGUGUCUGUUAAAGCCAGCUCGGGGAUCGAAAAUAAUCCGACGGUGUUUUACCGGCUAAUGCCCGGAUCCACGGCACAGACGAACAAGUUUCACACGUUUUACCUUCAACAACGUAACGAGAAGUCCAUCACCUGGGCCGACAUCAAGGUUAACCAUCCUCUGGAUUACGAGAGCAUAAAGGAGUACAAUCUGACUAUACGAGUAGAGAACAAUGGCGCCCAACAACUUGCCUCUGAAGCGACCAUCUACAUUGUCCUGGAGGACGUUAACGACGAAAUACCUUUGUUCACCGAACGUGAGCAAGAAACUGUACUGGAGGGUGAACCAAUCGGCAGUAAAGUUACUCAAGUCAACGCUAUCGAUAAGGAUGGCACUUACCCCAACAAUAAGGUUACCUAUUUUGUCGUGAAGAGUGACAGAAACGAGGGAUUGGACUAUUUCGAGAUCAACAAAGACACCGGCGAGAUCUUCACCAAGGUAGUGUUCGAUCGUGAGAAGCAAGGUGCGUACGCGUUGGAAGUUGAGGCCCGAGACGGAGCACCAUCGGCGCGACCCAAUAGCAACGGACAACCGAAUUCAGUAACGAAAUUCAUCCGUAUUGGAAUAGCUGACAAGAACGACAAUCCGCCUUACUUCGACAAAGGCCUCUACGAGGCUGAAGUAGACGAAAAUGAGGACAUCCAGCACACGGUUCUCACUGUCACCGCCAAAGAUCACGACGAGUCCUCGCGUAUUCGAUACGAGAUUACGAGCGGUAACAUAGGCGGCGCAUUCGCCGUGAAGAAUAUGACUGGCGCCAUUUACGUCGCAGGUCCAUUGGAUUACGAGACGAGGAAAAGGUACGAGCUUCGCCUUACCGCUUCGGACAACUUAAAAGAAAAUUAUACAACGGUUGUAAUACACGUGAAGGACGUAAACGACAACCCACCUGUCUUCGAGCGUCCAAAUUAUAGAACGCAGAUCACUGAAGAAGAUGACAGGACCUUGCCGAAACGUGUUCUAACGGUCACAGCUACCGAUGGCGACAAGGAUAGACCACAAAGUAUUGUCUAUUUCUUAACGGGUCAAGGAAUCGAUCCGGAUAAUCCUGCAAAUAGUAAAUUCGAUAUUAAUCGUACUAGCGGAGAUAUCAACGUUUUACAGCCACUGGACAGGGAUCAACCAAAUGGAAGACCUCAGUGGCGAUUUACUGUUUUUGCUCAAGAUGAAGGUGGAGAUGGUCUGGUCGGCUACGCUGAUGUUCAAGUGAACUUAAAGGACAUCAACGACAAUGCACCAACCUUCCCCCAGGGUGUUUACUAUGGCAAUGUGACGGAAAAUGGAACAUCAGGAAUGGUCGUGAUGACAAUGACGGCGAUCGACUAUGACGAUCCGAAUGAAAGCACAAAUGCUAAACUGGUUUAUUCGAUUGAAAAGAACGUUAUUGAAGAGGAGACUGGUUCCCCAAUUUUUGAAAUCGAAUCGGAAACUGGCGUGAUAAAAACUGCGGUAUGCUGCUUAGAUAGAGAACGCACACCGGAUUAUUCUAUACAAGUCGUUGCAAUGGAUGGAGGGGGGUUAAAGGGGACCGGGACGGCAUCUAUACGAGUGAAAGAUAUAAAUGAUAUGCCUCCACAAUUUACGAAAGACGAAUGGAUCACUGAAGUGGAUGAAACGGAAGGUCCAGAUCUGCCGGAAAUGCCAAUACUUACGGUCACUGUUCACGAUGAGGAUGAAACCAACAAAUUCCAAUAUAAGGUAAUAGAGAACAGUGGUUAUGGUGCCGAUAAAUUCACCAUGGUGAGGAACAAUGAUGGCACUGGAUCUUUAAAAAUUGUGCAAUCAUUAGAUUACGAGGACCAAUUGCAGAGCAACGGAUUUAGAUUUAAGAUACAAGUCAACGAUAAGGGUGAAGAUAAUGACAACGAUAAAUAUCAUGUCGCUUAUUCUUGGGUCAUAGUGAAACUUCGCGAUAUAAACGAUAAUCAACCACAAUUUGAAAGAGCGAAUAUUGAGACCACUGUGCCGGAAAAUGCCCCUAUAGGAGACAAUUUAGAAACAUUCAAUGCGACAGAUCCUGAUCAGGGUGGGAAGAGUAAAGUUUUUUACUCGAUCGAUAGAUCUUCUGACCGCAAACGACAAUUCUCCAUCAACGAAAACGGCACGGUAUCCAUACAGAGAAGUUUAGAUCGGGAAGAAACUCCACGACAUCAGGUGAAAAUCCUAGCCAUCGACGACGGCAUCCCACCGAAAACCGCGACAGCUACGUUAACUGUGAUCGUUCAGGACAUAAACGACAAUCCGCCAAGAUUCUUAAAAGAUUACCGACCGGUGCUGCAGGAGCAUUUACAGCCGAAGAAAGUUGUGGAAAUUUCAGCGACUGACGACGACGACCGAUCGAAAAGCAAUGGUCCGCCGUUUACUUUCAGAAUGGAUCCAAAGGCAGACGACGUGAUUCGAGCCAGUUUCAAAGUUGAGAGCGAUAAUAAAGGGGCAAAUGGAGAUGGUAUGGCCAUUGUAUCCGCGUUACGGACCUUUGAUAGAGAACAACAAAAGGAGUACUUGAUACCAAUCGUUAUCAAGGAUGCCGGAACUCCUUCAAUGUCUGGAACUAGUACCUUAACGGUUAUUAUCGGGGACACUAACGACAACAAAAUGCAGCCAGGAUCGAAAGACAUAUUUGUAUAUAAUUACGCAGGACAAUCACCAGAUACUGAAAUAGGUAGAGUUUACGUCUAUGAUUUGGACGAUUGGGAUUUACCGGAUAAAAGGUUCUAUUGGGAAGGUUUAGAGCAUGCACAGUUUAAACUGGAUGAAGACACUGGUAUGAUUACCAUGAAAUUAGGUACACACGAUGGUAGAUACCAUUUACGAUUCAAAGUCUACGAUCGGAAACAUACCCAAACGGAUGUACCUGCAAAUGUAACUGUGACCGUGAAAACUAUUCCUCACGAAGCUGUUCUGAAUUCUGGCUCUGUUCGAAUAUCCGGUAUAACGGACGAGGAUUUCAUUCGCGUUUGGGAUUAUAAGUCUCAAACACAAUCACGGAGUAAAGCAGAAUUAUUCAGGGAAAAAUUAGCGCAUUUAUUGAAUAUCGAUAGAGAUAAUGUCGAUGUGUUUAGUGUGCAAUUACGAAGAAUGCAUCCGCCGUUAACGGACGUCAGAUUCGCAGCACAUGGAUCACCAUAUUAUAAACCUGUCAGAUUGAAUGGAAUGGUGUUAAUGCAUCGUGAAGAAAUCGAAAAAGAAGUAGGAAUUAACAUAACGAUGGUGGGCAUCGAUGAGUGUUACUACGAGAAUGAAAUGUGUGAAGGUAGUUGCACAAACACCUUAGAUAUCAGCAGCUUGCCGUAUAUGGUCAACGCAAAUAAAACUGCUCUUGUCAGUGUUCGGGUGGAUGUAAUUGCCGAGUGCACUUGUGGAGCAAGGAAUUUUAGCAAAGGAGAGUCUUGCAGAAAUAGCCCUUGCUACAACGGUGGUCGCUGUGUAGAGGGUCGCUUUGGAUUAUCAUGUCAAUGUCCUUCUGGCUACAAUGGUCCAAGGUGUCAACAGACUGCAAGAAGUUUCCGUGGAAACGGUUGGGCUUGGUAUCCUGCUUUGGAGAUGUGUGAUAAUAGUCACUUGAGCUUUGAAUUUAUAACGAAGAAACCUGAUGGUCUACUCUUGUACAAUGGACCUAUUGUUCCUCCUGAAACUGACGAAAUUAUGGUCUCUGAUUUUAUAUCCGUCGAGUUGGAGCGUGGAAUACCCCGAUUGUUAAUAGACUUCGGAUCUGGUACCUUAGAACUGAAAGUAAAACCAAAAACAACUUUGGAUGAUGGAGAAUGGCACAGACUUGACAUUUUUUGGAAUACAGAGACCGUGAAGCUGAUUAUUGAUUACUGUAAGUCAGCACAUAUCUCGGAACCGGAAGACGGCUCUUCUCCAGAAUUCAACGACACUACUUGCCAGGCUCAAGGCACAAUACCGCCAUUCAAUGAAUACUUAAACGUAAAUGCACCUCUUCAAAUCGGUGGGUUAUACGUCGAGCAGUUCGACCCGAGUCAUUAUAAAUGGAAGCAUAUGCCAGUCGGAAAAGGUUUCGAUGGUUGCAUCAAGAACCUCUUCCAUAACAGCAAGCUUUAUGACUUGGCUCAUCCUGGUCUUUCGAGAAACAGCGUAGCUGGCUGCCCUCAAACAGAAGAAAUCUGCAAUAACCAGGAAUCUACCUUCCGCUGCUGGGAACAUGGAACUUGUGUGGGAAGCUUCAAGGAAGCUAGGUGUCAAUGCAAUCCAGGAUGGACUGGUCCAGGUUGUAUGACACCCACCAUUCCAACAACGUUUAAACCACAGAGCUAUGUGAAAUAUGCCUUAUCCUUCGAGCCAGAUAAAUAUUCUACUCAGGUGCAAUUAAGAUUCCGUACCAGAGAGGUUCAUGGUGAACUAUUCAGAGUCAGUGAUCAACAUAACAGAGAAUACGCUAUACUGGAGAUCAAAGAUAGCAGACUGCACUUCCGGUAUAAUUUGAACAGUUUGAGGACCGAAGAACGUGAUAUCUGGCUUACUGCAAUAGCUGUUGAUGAUGGACAGUGGCAUACCGUCAGAGUCUCGAGGUAUGGAUCAGCCGCAACCUUAGAAUUGGACGGUGGCGAAGGAAGAAGGUUUAACGAAACCUUCUCCUUCCAAGGCCAUCAGUGGCUACUGGUUGAUAAACAGGAGGGCGUUUACGCGGGUGGCAAAGCAGAAUACACGGGUGUCCGAACAUUCGAGGUGUAUGCCGAUUAUCAAAAAGGAUGUCUCGAUGAUAUAAGAUUAGAAGGAAAACAUCUCCCACUCCCACCAGCGAUGAAUGGUACACAAUGGGGUCAAGCAACAAUGGCCAGAAAUCUGGAACGGAAUUGUCCAUCUAAUAAACCCUGUGUCAAUGUCAUUUGCGCGGAUCCGUAUGAAUGUAUUGACCUUUGGAAUGAAUACGAAUGCACAUGCGGAGAAGGAAGAAUUCCAUCGCCAGACAACAAAGGAUGCAUGGACAAGAAUGAAUGUAUCGAUUAUCCAUGUUUAAAUGGAGGCAGAUGUAUCAAUCAAGAUCCCCGGUUCCGCUACAGAUGCAUUUGCCCAGAUGGCUUUUGGGGCGAGAACUGCGAACUUGUCCAAGAAGGUCAAACAUUGAAGCUCAGCAUGGGCGCCUUGGCAGCCAUUUUAGUCUGUCUUCUGAUUAUUUUAGUGCUCGUCUUAGUAUUUGUUGUGUACAAUAGAAGAAGAGAGUCUCACAUUAAGUAUCCAGGCCCUGACGAUGAUGUCAGAGAAAAUAUUAUUAAUUAUGAUGACGAAGGUGGCGGUGAAGAUGAUAUGACCGCGUUUGACAUUACACCGCUUCAAAUUCCUAUCGGUGGACCGAUACCGGAAAUGGGUGGAAAAUUACCCCCGUGCAAAGUACUCUAUCCACUAGGGCCAGAGCCAAAUGUCGGCAUUUUUAUAGAAGAUCAUAAAAAGAGGGCUGACAGUGAUCCGAACGCACCGCCGUUCGAUGAUUUACGAAAUUAUGCUUACGAAGGUGGCGGAAGUAUCGCAGGCUCAUUAUCAUCGUUAGCUUCCGGUACAGACGACGAGCAGCACGAGUAUGAAUACUUAACUGCCUGGGGACCUAGAUUUGACAAAUUGGCCAACAUGUACGGUCCAACGGAGGAAAGUGAGGAAGAGGAAUAAAAAACGCAAAAAGUUUUGAAAAACUCGUGUGAGCUCGCACGAUUGAUGCUCCGAGCAGGAUUAGUGUUUGUGUAACCUUAGAGAAAAAAAUACCGUAGAAAGAAACUGUCCUCUAAGGAACAUAAGUUCGAACAAACUUUUCAAUUACAAGAAAAGCAACGCUCUGAAAGCGAAAAGAUCAGCGUGUCCUCUGGAGCGGUGUGUUUACAUGUGGCUAAACAAGAAAAAACACUAUGUUUCGUUUAGUAUACAUCGGCCGUGGAAUCGUUCCUGGCAUACAGACGUAAUCUUACAGAAUGCAUACACGCGAACAAGGAUGAGGCGUUCGUGAGGGGUGCGUGAAUAAAAGAGAGAAAGAAAGAAAGUAAGAGAAAAAGAUUGAGAGAGGAGGAA
This is a messenger RNA of Nomia melanderi (Alkali bee), 10211 nucleotides long. The record is from RefSeq and is a predicted model, not a curated record. Lineage: Eukaryota; Metazoa; Arthropoda; Insecta; Hymenoptera; Halictidae.